This is a messenger RNA of Cokeromyces recurvatus, 1496 nucleotides long. RefSeq lists its product as uncharacterized. The transcript is spliced from 8 exons. The record is from RefSeq and is a predicted model, not a curated record. NCBI's taxonomy places the organism in Eukaryota, Fungi, Mucoromycota, Mucoromycetes, Mucorales, Mucoraceae. Bases 29 to 1210 code for a protein of 393 amino acids.
UUUUUUUGUUUUUUAAAAAAAAGCAUUUAUGUUUAUUGAAUAUUAUUGUGGUAUAUGUGAAAGGAGGAGCGAGUCAGUACAUUGGUUACCAAGAAAUUAUUGCUUAGUCUGUGGGAGAGCCCUUAAUCGAUUUCUAUAUAAUGGCAAUAAUCAUGAAGUUGAAGAAUUCAGAUCCACUGCAAUGAACUGGUUACUUUAUACAUCAGAAGAAAUAGAGAAUAGGGUGGAUUAUACUAUUGAUGAAGAAGAGUAUACAGAGUCUCGUGAUAUGAGUCCAUUUAGAUACUAUCAAAUAAAUGAUAAUAGUAGAAGAUCUGCACAAGAUUUAUCUACCUUAUAUCAUUAUUCCCCACUGGUUACAAGGAUAGGAUCAUCUAUUCGCACUAUAAGUGAAGAUUCGUUAUCGUUAGAAAAUGAUUUCGAUGAUACUAUAUUUGACCCUGACAGAGAUUCAAUGGAAAUAGAUAUUCAAACAGGAAGAUGGAUAGUUUCACAAUCUGAGGAAGAAAAUGAAGAACAGUCUCCGUCAUUAUCAUUUACUGAUUCUGAGAUAUUAAUAAGUGACAUGUUGAUUAAUAAUAGUCAAAAUGAAAAUGAAUUUGAUAGAUCUAUGUUUUCAGAUAGAAUAACAAACCUUAUGACAAGGCAUCAUACUACAAGUGAUACUAUUUAUGAAGAAGAUACACAAAUUUUACGAAAUAACUAUAUCGAAUCCAUUUUAAAUAGUUUGAAAAAGACCGUUUUGAAGCCAACGGAUUCAGAUGUGAAUAAUGAAUGCUGUAUUUGUCAAGAUAUUUUUGGAACAUCAUUAGUGAUAUAUCAAUUGCCUUGUCAGCAUAAGUAUCAUGGAACUUGCAUUACUCGCUGGUUAGAUAUUAACGCUAUAUGCCCUAUUUGUCGUUGUAUUGUAAGAGAAAAUAAUAAUGAUAGUAGAGAGCAACAAGUAGAUGACAGUUUUAAUAGGCCGACUUUAAAUUAUACUAAUAUCAUCAAUAAUUUGCAUGCUUAUACCUCAAAUUUAACAUUACCAGAAGAUGAAAUAUUUAGCAGUGAGGCGGUGAAUAGAAUGUUAGAUACUUGGUUUCUUCAUGGACUAAAUGAUGAAAUGAUACAUGAUGAAGAGCUGAGCUUAAGCUCCUCCUUUAUGUCUUUGAUAAGAACACUACAUUCCUUUGAUUCUGAAGAAGAUCAGUAUGAAGCUAUUGAUUAGAAUAUUCCUCUAUAUCAUCAUUACAGUUAUAUGAGGAUAAUAAUUUAUCACCAUUAGAAGAUCUUUUCGAAAAUUUACUUAUACACCGGGGAAAAAAAAGUUUGUCAAGCUAUCAUACUAGUAUAACAAAAUCAGAUACCAAUUUUGAUGAAAAGAAAAAAAAAAGAGAUAAUAUCUGAUAAAAAAAACUACUGAAUACAUAAACACGUCUUUCCUGGGGUAUAUUCGUUAUAUAAUUUUAAGAGAGCAAAUGAAUAAAUAGUUAAUUUACAGUAUUGAAGUAUGA